GAUGGAGCAGAAAGCAGGAUUUUUGAAAGCGCUGCGAGCUUUCCUAUCGAGUGCGGAAGUGAUGGUCCAUGUGGAGGAGCUGUUUUUCAGAUUGGACCAAUACUCGCUUCGCGAUAUAUUUGAAAGUUCACGAUCUUGGCAUUUUCCGAGGCUUAGAAGAAUUAGCUAUCACGCUUCGGUGUGGGUUAAAAACAAUGACUACAUCACCAUAAAAGCUCCGAGGUUCAGACAGCUGGAGAUUGUAGACCCGAAAUUGACAGUCAGUCCACUGGUGAGAAUAUAUAGCCGUCAGAUCAAAGAGCUUGAUAUGAAGUUUCUGGAUCAGGAAAUAUUGUUCAAAGCAAUUGAUAACGGUACAUUCAUCAAUCUGCACAGCCUAACGCUUAACACUGCAGCAGGAAAUCAUCUCCCGAAAGUGUUCCAAACGUACGAUUUCAGCGCCAACCACAAAACAAUAUUUGCUCAGUUGAAGUUUCUGAAAAUAUGCGACAAUGAUAGCCUAUUUUUCGCCAUUUACGAGGAUAUUUUCCAACAUGUUUUAAGCUUGGAAACGUUGAUCAUCAUUGGCAAGGACAUGAGUGCGGGUUCGUUCAACGCGAUAAGUAACAUCACAAAGCUGAAGAAACUAUGCUUAAUGGUUAACAUACUCGGAUACUACGAAGUGAAUAAAUUACAUCUUCCGAAACUCGAGAAGCUGACAACGUACAUUGGUUCAUUCGCACCGCUGGGAAGUGUUCCGAUGUUGAGAUGGUUAUGUAUCAAGAAUCACAGCUUGAUAAGACCGAAAAUAAUACCCGCCAAGGGGGAUGCCAUGCAAACAUCGCUAGACUUAAUUAGCCAGCAGCUGGAGGUGCUGCGUCUCAGCCGAGUGGAUGUGGACCCUACACUUCUCGAUUUGAUACGUGAUUUGAAAAAGCUGAAGGCAUUGGAAAUGAGACUUGUGGAGGUGCACGAGGCCGAUGUAAUGAAGAUUCUCCGCAAGCUGCCAGCGUUGCAGGUUUUUUCCAUGAGUUGGUGUAAUCUGGUGAAGUAUCCCGAGCAUCAGUACGACUGGCACUGCAAGCGAACUGUGAACCUGGAGGACGAAGAGAAAAAAGACUUCUUCGAGACGCUGAAACUCGAGCUCCCGGACAUAUCUAUUAAAGAAAUUGAAACCAACUGUACCUAUAAUGGUAGCCGACAGAUGUCCGAAGUGAUUGAUAAUGGGUUUAGCAGUGUUGAUCUACGUGAUUGAUCUCAUUGGAAGUUUGAAACUCAUCCACAAUG
Toxorhynchites rutilus septentrionalis is the source of this 1266-nucleotide messenger RNA. RefSeq lists its product as uncharacterized. The record is from RefSeq and is a predicted model, not a curated record. The transcript has 2 exons. Lineage: Eukaryota; Metazoa; Arthropoda; Insecta; Diptera; Culicidae. Bases 2 to 1234 code for a protein of 410 amino acids.